Molecule: messenger RNA, 4188 nt
Organism: Paraglomus brasilianum
Lineage: Eukaryota; Fungi; Glomeromycota; Glomeromycetes; Paraglomerales; Paraglomeraceae
Source: the annotation of a GenBank genome assembly
AUGACACAAACGAAAUCUACUACUAGUAUACAUGAAUCUUCCACAUCAAUUUCGUUUGCCUUCACUCCACCCGACAACGAUGACUCUUCUUCCUUCUACACGCCUAAUUCGUCCCGACCAGCAUCACUACACUCUUCUCCCAUCCCUUCGCCCUCAACUUCUCCAAAAACCUGCACAUUAUUCUCAUCUUUACAAUCGCUUCGUAAAUCACAGUCGAAACUCGGUGACAACAUUAAUAAUUCAGACUUAACCUGGGAGGCUUUUAUUUACAUGUAUGCUCGAGGAAUGUUUGAUCCGUUGAGCAUUCCCAAGAAACCUGGGAUGAUGGACGAUGGAAAGCCAUUGGGAAAGAGGAAUAGCUGUCCAGAAGUUUUGGAUUUGAGUGAAGAAAAUGGUGUUGCAAUUAUGUAUAAAACUAAAGAUUGUAAACUUGAAAAGCGCAAAACAACAGAAUUCCGUAGUGUCAAAGAAAUGCCCAAGGAUAGCUGUGUCACAGAGAGCAAAAGAAGAGACCAUGAGAAGGAAUAUGAUAUUGGGAAAAUUUGGGAAAAAAUAAUGAGCGAAAGUCGUAAUACAACCACAGAAGCGAAUGAAGACACAGAUAAUGAAGAAAUGGAAUAUCUAGAACCGCCCAUGCCACCAAACGAAGAUGAGCGGCGCAGAGCACUCUGGCGCUUCCAAAUCCUCAAUACGCCUCCAGAUGAAAAUUUUAAUCGCAUUGUCUCGCUCGCCAAAAAUCACUUCAAAGUACAGAACGCGUCCAUUUGUCUAGUCAACACAGACCACCAAUGGUAUAAAGCCGGACAUGAAUCUGGGUUCUGGCAAACUAGUCGUGCUGCGAGUUUCUCGGGCCAUGCUAUCCUACAAAAGGAUGGUGAGCCUUUGGUUGUACAAGACGCCACAUUGGAUUGGCGAUUCAAAAGGAACCCACUAGUGCUGGGUCCGCCAUAUAUUCGAUUCUAUGCUGGGGCAGCAUUGCGCACCAAAGAUGGUUACAACAUAGGAACGCUGUGCUUAACUGACGACACCCCAAGACAUGAUUUUGACGAGGAAGCUCUAAGAACGUUAAAGGAAUUUUCAAAAAUAGUAGUCCGGGAGUUGGAACUAUGGUCGGACAAAAUUCGUCUAGGAGCACGCAAUAAAAUGCUGCAAUCCAUUGCCGAGUUUAGCAAGUUCAGCCUCGUCCACAUAAAAGCUCAGCUAGCAUCUUCCGACAAGCACAAAGCCCCUUGGUCUCCAUCUCCAGAAGCGUUCACACCGUUCGAUGAUCCCAUAAUUCAAAAAUGCUUUGACCUUGCUGUGAAACUCAUGCGGGAAACUCUCGAUGUCGAUGCUGUGUACUUGCUCGAAAUGCCUUCAUUAUAUCAUUUCGUCACAACACGCAUGGGGAGCGAAUUCGCGUUAGAAUGGAAUGGCUCGGUCGAAGCGGGAGAGAAACAAAAACCGUAUUUGAGAUUUCUUGCAUCUACUGGACUGGAACUUUCUCCUCACACGCUCACAACAGAGGCGACAACAGAGUUUCUUUUACAUGUUGUGCACACUCAUGAACAGGGUUACAUAUUCCAAAACGCCCUACCACCAAUUCCUGCUCUAUUUCCGUCGCAUAUGCAAUCAGGCAUCGUCGUUCCAGUCUACGGCAGCUCCAAUCGUGCUUUUGGCUUUAUAAUCGCAUUAACCAAAGACCGAUUGCGACAAUUCGACGAUGAAGAAAGAGUAUACCUUGGAGACUUUGGUGUAAACAUAGCGAGCGAAGUCUUAAAGCGAAGAGUUAUUGUAGCGGAUAGGGCAAAAAGUGCCUUUGUCAGUUCGAUAAGUCACGAAUUGCGCACGCCGUUGCAUUGUAUCCUAGGAAGUUGUGAGUUGUUGGACGAUAGUCAGCUAUCGGAUACACAGAAAGAAUUACUGUGUACGAUUCAAGGAUGUGGGGUAAACUUGAUUUCGAUUGUCAAUAGCGUGUUGGAAUAUGUAAAGCUGGAUGGCGAUCAUGAUUUAGCGAUAGGAAUGCCGGCAAACGACCCAAUGCCUUCCCCACCCGAAGAUUUCUCGCCAGAUCGCCCGCCAUCUAGUUACAUAAUAAGGAAUACUGGACAUGCUCCUAUUAUGCCGGUCCCUCCUGUCAUUAUAAAUUCGCCUUCCAAGCUGCGCUCUGUCAAUUUAAUCAGACUUCUUGAAGACGUUGCUGAGGCUUGUGUUGUCGGCCAACAAAUGCUCUCUGUCAUUUACAAUAAACCAACUUCCGAGUCCAAUCUCACAACGCAUGCAAGAAGGAAAAGCUUGAUGGCAUUGUUGAAUAGUAACCGUGAAGGUAGGUGCGAAGACGAUAAUGUCGAACUGUUUCUGGAUGUGGAGAAGAGAGAGCGCGGCUGGAACGUUCUUGCUGACGAUGGAAAUAUAAGGUUAAUUUUAGUGAAUAUUAUUGGUAACGCACUAAAAUUCACUUCCAAAGGCUACGUCCAUCUAUCUCUAACUUCCGUUCCAGUACAAACAUCCCCUGAUCAAGGUGUCUCUUUGUCAAAUCGCAUCAAAGUCCUUUUUACUAUAACGGAUACCGGUCAUGGUAUAUCGCCUCAAUUUCUCACGACAGAGCUAUUUCAACCUUUUUCUCAAGAGGAUUCCCUCAGAGUUGGUACUGGACUGGGGCUGAGUAUUGUCCGAUCGCUAGUUGAGAAAUUGAAUGGAAAAUUGGAUGUCAAGAGUACGUUGGGAGUUGGAACUAGCGUGAAAAUAUGGCUGGAAUUUGAAGAAACUAAGCAAAAGGUGGAUGAUGAGGCAGAGAAGACGUUAAGAGAACAAUUCUAUGAUGAUAUGAAAAACCAAACAGUACUGUUUAAAGGCUUUCCAGAUAAAUUCCAAGAAGUAUUUGAAAGAUAUUUCACAACUUGGCUCAAUGUCAAGAAAAUCGUCACGGACAACUCUUCAUUCUUCAACAAACCUGAUCCCCAUAUAAUCCUAAUCAACAAUGACCUCGAUGUUUUAACAAAGCUUAUGUCGUCCUUUGCAAACACAUAUUCUCGACGCUCAUCCUUUUCACGGCCACGGGAGAGAAGUAGUUCACGUCCGAUGGUUAUUUUCAUUACAACGCUUGCAAAACAUGCGCAAGUUUCACGCGCUAUCAAGGAUACGCAGCUGCAAGUGGAGUCUCUCGAAAAGUUGCAGGAUGGAUUUGAAGAAAAUUCAACGAGAAAAUGGAUCGUAGUGGUCGUUCCGACGCCCAUUGGGCCAAACAAGAUUGAACAAGCUGUUCUGAAUUGUCUUAGAAUGGCCAAAUCAGAGGAACGUGUUGCCUCUCAUGAAAAUACUACGCAAUUUAGUCCAGGGUCUUCCGACCCAGUUUCUGAUGACAUGUCAACAACAUCGCCUCGUGUGUCAUUACUAUCGAAACCGCGGGCUGUGACCAAUAAUCCUUCCGAAUCGUCUUCCGAGUUUCGAUUUGAUGUUCCGACUCAACUAGCACUUCAUCAUUCAAAUACUUGUUUACCCAAGGUUCUGCCUCCUACUGUACAUUCAUCUUCUCAAAAACGUGCACCGUUCAACUUUACUGGGACUGUUAGCGCAUCACAAGGUCCCAAAGUGUUAAUAGUUGAGGACAAUGCGGUUAAUAGAAUGAUAAUUGCAAAGUUUUUGAAAAAGAUAGGCGUAGAGUAUGAGGAAGCCGAGAAUGGUGCAGUGGGGGUGGAGAGGUUUAGAAAGAGAAUGGAAGAAGAAACGGUUUUAAGUAGUAAUGGGAAAAUUGUAAAGAAGGGGUUCGACAUAAUAUUUAUGGAUAUCCAAAUGCCGGUAAUGAACGGCAACAUAGCAACGUCCGAAAUACGUAGAAUCGAAAAAGAGAUAACCGAUCGAAGAAAUAAACGGGUUAAACGUAUUUUGGGCUUCCCUAUUCCCAUAAUGUUCUCGCAGUUUCCGAGAAGUCGUUCCUAUCCAUACGAGAGUCGAUCUCUCAUUUUUGCGCUAACGGGUCUAGCAAGUGAUGAAGAUAAAUUAUUGGCGUUCGAGAGUGGGGUUGAUGAUUUUUUGACCAAACCAGUUAGUUUAAAAUUGUUAGAGAAAGCGUUGAAAAAAUGGACAGAAAGGAAAGAAAAAGAAAAUAAAGAGGAGAAAGCAAGAAUGGCAGAGGAGGAGGAUAUGAAAAAAAAGAGAGAGAAGGAUAGGAAGAAAAGGGAUUAUAGGAUUGUCUGUGUUAUUGGGUAA